AGCCGUGGCACGCUGUACUGGAAGUGGAGAGAUUAAUGCAAGUCAAUACUUGGAGGGCAGAGCGGCGGCAUGACGGAGGAGAAAUGUCCGCAGCUGGUGGACUACUUUGUGGUGGCGGGUCUGGACCCCGUGGGGGCCUGGAAGCCGCUGGACGAGGACGGGAAGACCUCCUCUUCCUCCUCCUCCUCCUCCUCUUCCUCGGGCCGGGCGGUGGAGUCGGUGACGGACCUGGCGGUGAUCGCGCGGGGUCUCGGGGAGGAGGUGCCGGAGGGCUUCACCUGCAUCGAGAGGACUCUGGGAGGACACAGCGCGGAGCUGAGCGCCGGCAUCAUCAACAACCCUCACCUGUACCUGUGCUACCGGCGGGGGCGGGACAAGCCCCCCAUCCUCGACCUCGGGGUGCUGUAUGAGGGGAAGGAGCAGCUGAAGCCGGGCUGGUUCGUGAUCGAGACGACGCCCUACAGCCGCUCUGCAUCCCUGAGCUCGGGAGGGGGCCCCACGGCGCACCGGGUGUUCCUGAUGUACCGCCGGGCGCUGGACUCUCAGGGCCUCCACACGCUGGGCGUCACAGACAUCGCCCUGCUGCUGCCCGGCAAGGCAGAGGUCGCCCCGCACACCUUCUGCCGCGUGGACAAGAACCUCAACACCGGCAUGUGGGGUCCGGCUCUCUACGUGUGCUUCAAGCGAGCCGUGGCCAAAGCCAACGCCCUGCUGUACGAAGCCA
Molecule: messenger RNA, 724 nt
Organism: Notothenia coriiceps (black rockcod)
Lineage: Eukaryota; Metazoa; Chordata; Actinopteri; Perciformes; Nototheniidae
Product: DENN domain-containing protein 4B-like
Exons: 4
Biological process (GO): regulation of Rab protein signal transduction
Cellular component (GO): cytoplasmic vesicle
Source: RefSeq, a predicted model, not a curated record